Megalobrama amblycephala (Wuchang bream) is the source of this 1974-nucleotide messenger RNA. It is a transcript of the gene ccr6a, whose product is annotated as chemokine (C-C motif) receptor 6a. Gene Ontology annotation, cellular component: membrane. The transcript has 2 exons. Gene Ontology annotation, biological process: chemotaxis; immune response; G protein-coupled receptor signaling pathway. The record is from RefSeq and is a predicted model, not a curated record. Lineage: Eukaryota; Metazoa; Chordata; Actinopteri; Cypriniformes; Xenocyprididae. Gene Ontology annotation, molecular function: chemokine receptor activity. The coding region runs from base 321 to 1436 and encodes 371 amino acids.
AGAAUUGUCAAUGAAAUUAGUCUGCAAGUUUUUUUGAACCGUGCAUUGAGGCGCUGAAAGCAGACGUCUGUUGGGUGGCACUUUUUGAAACCAUAAUCUAUUUAGUAGUACACAUGUGUUAGGCUUCUUUGAUGGUCUGACAUUCACACCUACAGCGGCAGCAGUGAAGCGCCGCCUCCUGCUUGCAGGUUAGAUAAUUGUCAUUCUUAUUACGCAGCAGGGCCCUGCCCAAGUGUUCUUUCCUCAUCAGUUACCAGAAGGAACAGAAGUCAGAAACCUCACACUGCAUUCCAUUAGACUUGUUUGCGUAGAUACGGAAAAUGGAUGAAGAGUUGACCACUCCAGAGAUUUCAUACGAUGAUUUUGAGGAGCCGUGUUCGAUGGAGCGCAGGCUCCACAUUGAGAACUUCCUCCAGUUGUUCAUUCACCCAAUCAUUUGUGUAGCCGGUUUCAUUGGCAACACCCUCGUGAUUGUGACGUACGCUCUCUACAAGCGAACCAAGUCCAUGACUGACGUGUACCUGCUGAAUGUGGCCAUUGCUGACAUCCUGUUUGUGGUGGCCCUGCCUUUGAUUAUCUACAGCGAGCAGUACGGGUGGUCCAUGGGGAACUUAUCUUGCAAGCUGCUGCGUGGCAUCUACAGCGUGAACCUGUACAGCGGCAUAUUGCUUCUGGCUUGCAUCAGCGGAGAUCGCUACCUUGCCAUCGUGCAAGCCCGCCGAUCUUUCCGGCUGCGUUCAAGCACUCUGCUUUACAGCCACCUGGUCUGUGCAGCCGUCUGGAUUUUGGCCUUGCUCCUGUCCCUCCCCACCUUCAUAUUUUAUGAGCGUUACCAACCCGGCCCAACCGCAUUCAUUGCAAACAGUACAGAAGGCGGCGACGACGACAGGGACUAUGUCUGCUUCUUCUCAUUUCAGUCAAAUCAAACGGCACGUACGAUGAAAACCGUGGUGCCCAGCUCUCAGGUGGCGAUGGGUUUCUUCUUGCCUCUACUGAUCAUGGGAUUCUGUUACUCCAGCGUCAUUGUCACUCUCCUUCGGGCCAAGAACUUUCAGAGACACAAGGCAGUGCGUGUGGUCCUUACAGUGGUCUUUGUGUUUGUGGUCUGCCAUAUGCCUUACAAUUUAGCACUGUUGUAUUAUACCAUCAGCAUGUUUGAAGAACAGGAUUGCAGCCAUGAGGAAGCCGUCUCAUUGACCAUGAUCAUCACAAGAAGCCUGGCGUACCUGCACUCUUGUCUCAACCCCCUACUGUACGCCUUCAUUGGGGUAAAUUUCAGAAACCACUUCCGUAAGAUCCUAAGGGACAUCUGGUGCUUGGGGAAGAACUACAUGUCAGCGAGACGGUCCUCACGCGCCACCACAGAAAUGUACCUUUCCACACGGCGCUCUAUGGAUGGCUCGACCAAUGACAAUGGGACUUCGUUUACCAUGUGAUUGGGUGCUGAUUAAGGGCAACGUACCCAGCUUUGUGACUGACAGACUGAUUAGCAUCAAUCAAUGUUGAUCAUCUUCAUAUUGUUCCAAACCUGUAUGACUUUGUCUUUUGUGUUUCACAGAAGAAAGAAAGUCAUGCAUGUUUUGUUUGGAACAGCAUGAUUGUGAGUAAAUGAUGACAGCAUAUUUUAAGGAAUGAAUUUUUUCUUUGAUAUUUUUGAUUUUGAGAAAUUCUACCAAUUAUAAACAAGAGGGAAAAGUGCAAACCACAUAAGAACCAUUUCCAGAUGAGAUCAAUGUGGUCAUUCCUUGUUUGCGAUAUGUAAAAAUGGCAGUGUAAAAAGUCUUCUGUAUAUGAAUGAAUAUUGCAGUUGAAGUGCACUAUAUGUAGUACGUUAUUUUUCUAUUUGUACUAUCUACCUGUUGUACAUAUCUUUAAUGAUGCCCAAUGUACCUGAAAUAAACAGACACUGUUUUAUCUAAAUAAAUUUAGGCAAAGUAUUAAAAUACAAAAAUAAUUAAGGGUGACACUCUGAAA